AAUGUGCGCAAGCCUUAAAGUGUAAGGACACGAAACACGAUAAUCAUGGAUUGACUGAAAAUUACAAUUUAAUUUAUUAUUGAAUAUAAUUCGCCUUCUUUAUUUGAUAUUCUACAAAUAAAGGAGCACAAAGUUCAAAAAGAACAAGAAAAAAAAAUGAAUAUUAAUAAGCUGAUUUGUUUCACGUACAAGUUACAAUAAUUAUGUGCUGAAGAAAAAUUACCUGUUCAAUAUUCAGUUUUUUGUUGUUAAUUAUUUUAAAAAUAACAUUAAGGGUGUAAUAUUUUUCUGUGCAGUUUGAUUUUAUAUUUUUUUAAUUUAAAAGAAAUAAUUAUUUUUUUAAAUUUGUUAGUUUUGAUAUCGGAAGUUUUGUAAUCAUCGACAUUAAUCAAUCAAAGAACUUUAUUUUUGAUUUACGGUAUUUUGACAUACAAAUCACAUGAUGGAGUCGAAAAAGAAGUUGAAGGAAAAAAGAAGGAGCAAUGAUAAAAGGAAAGAAAAAUCACGAGACGCAGCGAGAUGUCGGAGAAGUCGUGAAACAGAUAUCUUUGUAAACAUGGCAGCAGCGUUACCUAUUUCCCCUGAUGAAACAGCUCACUUAGACAAAUCGAGUGUGAUGAGACUAGCAAUCGCGUAUUUAAAAAUUCGUAGCGUUGCCACCGCCUUAAAUAAGCCUCUGGCAAAAACAGAAUCAACAAUUGGAGACGAAUUUUUCUCUCAGGCUUUGGAUGGAUUUAUGUUAGUUCUUGCCAGCAAUGGAGAUAUGGUUUAUCUUUCUGAAAAUGUUAGUGAUUAUCUAGGAAUCUCUCAGUUGGAUAUGAUGGGCCAGAGUGUUUAUGAUUAUAGCCAUCCUUGUGAUCAUGAUGAAAUAAGAGAGUUUUUAUCAAUGAAACCCAAAGACAUUACUGAAAAAUGUUCUUGUAAUUUUUUUAUACGACUCAAAUGCACGUUAACGAAUAAAGGGAAAAAAGUUAAUCUUAAAAGUGCUUCUUAUAAAGUAAUUCAUUGCACUGGGCGCCCAAUGGUUACUUCUGAUAUUGCAAUGAAUGGUGAAUCAUGUGAAACAUCAAUGAUCGAAGAUCAAAAUGGCAACGAAACAGAAGCUUCACAAUUUUCAUCUGGUGUUGCAUUAGUUGUGGUAGGGUGUCCUAUACCUCAUCCAAGUAACAUUGAGAUUCCUCUUGGUCGUCAAACAUUCUUAUCUAAACACAAUCUUAAUAUGAAGUUUACUUAUGCUGAUGAAAGAUUGGCAGAGCAUUUCGGCUGGAAUAAUAAUGAGUUGAUCGGUAAAUCAAUUUUCGAGCUUCAUCAUGCUCUUGAUAACCAUGCUCUUGACAAAUCUUUUAAAUGCCUAUUCAGCAAAGGACAAUGUGAAACUGUAGCAUAUCGAUUUCUCGGCAGGACAGGUGGCUAUGCGUGGGUAGUCACUCAAGCAACUCUCAUUCACUGCACGAAAAAACGCAAACCGUUAUCUAUUGUUUGCGUCAAUUAUAUAUUGAGUGAUAUUGAAUAUGGAGAUGAGGUGUACAGCAUAUGCCAAUUGGAAGCACGAAACUCUCUCAAUAAUCUGAAAAAAGCUAAAAAAGUUGACGAAGACAUAAUAAGAUCUGCAGAAGUACAAAAUAAUUAUGAUUCUGUAAAAUCUACAGAAAAAGUGACAUCUCCAUCGAUUCCAUAUCAAUUAAUAGAAGAUGGUGAUCUGAUUGUAUCUGAAGAAUAUGCUCGACCAUUAGCUCCUGUAAGCUCUGAGAUUGAAAACAAAUUGACAGAUUCAAAGAAAUGGUUAUUCCAGAAUAAACCUGUGAUUGAUUACAACUUGAAUCAGACUCGUAGAAGCAAAUCAGACAAUUCUUCCAUUGAAUCUGUAUCCGAUCAAGACACUCCAUUAUCAAUUACAAAUCGUUCGUCUCCACAAACAGCAACUGCAAGUAUUUUCGCUCCACGAACUGAGGAUAUGAACAAAGGUUUCCUCACCUUCAGUGAAGAUCAACCAGGACUAACGAUGCUAAAAGAUGAGCCAGAAGACCUUACUCAUUUGGCUCCAACGCCAGGAGACGUUUGCGUUCCUCUUGAAGAUACACCAUUCCUUUCAGACAUGCUCGAUGAGUUUAUGUUUGGUAAUGAAAACUAUUGUACGCUGUUGAGCCCAAUUAUACCGACAGAACUUCCAGACUCUAACACUGAACUUAUUGAAGAUACAAUAAAAAAACAUGACAAUUUUGGAGAUACUCUCGAGAAUGACCCUUUUUUCUGUAGGAAUUCAAGCCCGGUUCUCGAUUCGUCUCAAUCCUCAACAAACUUUUUCUCGCAUUCGCCGAGUAAAAGUCCCGAGUUGUUCAGCACGAAUUCGCUGCAUAGUUCUGAUAUUGAUAAUGUGGCUGUUGGAUCUGGAAUUUCAGACGAUGAAUUGCUUAUGCUAAAUAUAGAUGAAGUAAUAGCUGAUGAUGAACUUGUGUCACGCGCACCUUAUAUUCCUAUGUCUGACCAAGAUGAGGCUUUACAGCUGCUAAUCAGUGACAAUAUGGUCAUGUGGGGACCGACACAACCUCCUGAUAAAUCUAACUGGAAUACAAAGAGAGACCGUUCAGAUUAUUACAAAGAAUCUAGUUUGGCGAAAUUAUUAAAGAACGAUAAUGAUCAAGAUAAACACGAGUAUGUCAUUUCCAUGGAUUCAGAUCAGAUUCUCGACCAGACUUCGAAAAUUGGAUACAAGCGAUCCAAUAAACGUCUGCACGAGACGUCUUCAUUGAACACAGAAGACACGAAUAAACGCAUGAAGUAUCAAGACAUGAUGAGAGAUAAUUCUCCAUCUAUCACUGUCGCAAAAUCAUCAGACACAAAUUUAUCUCACGCCGUUGAAUUUACGGCCGGUGUAAAUGGUGUGAAACGAAAGAGUCCUCGUAUUGAUGAGAUUAAAACUGCCAAUAAUAAACGAAGCAAAAUGCGUUUGUUGCAACAACUUAUAGAAGAACAUGAAUUAUCAAGUACGAUGAAAUCUGGACAAUUAAAUCAUCUGGUUGAUGGCAUGGAACAUUUUCAAGGGAACGAUAUCGGUGGCGACAUCAACGGUGACAAUGAAAACCUACAGGAACGGCAAUCCAAUAGCGUUCUUAUGAACCUUCUCAUCUCUGGUUGCGAUAAAAUAUAUGUCGACCUGCCGACGCUGCUAGAAGACAUCAACAUAAAUGGGGAUCACUAAGCAUUGAAGAUAUCUAGUGUGACAAGAUGUACAUUAACUUGACUUCAUCAAGUUUAAAGGAUUUUACAAUAAUCAAUAAUAUAUUUUCAUUUAAGUAACACUUAUUGUUUCAAGUUCAAUUUAAAUACUACUAAUAAUACUUUUUGUAACCCGAAAAAUUAUUGUUCAACUCAGCAUUCAUUGAGUUAAGAACUUUUGAGGUCAUAAAUAUAUUGUCUGACACUUCAAUAGACUCUCUGAUUAAAAACUCCGAUUAAAUGCGAUUAAAAAGUUCUAAUCGGGCUUAAUUGGAAAUUUCCGAUUGAGUUAAAUGAAAAUCGAAAAAAAAAAAUUAUUAUUUUCGAAUCAAAUCUGAUUAAAAAAUUUCAAUCGUUUUUAAUCGGAGUUUUUAAUCAGGGUUCCUAUAAAAAAGUGUCCAACUUGUAUCCCAACAAAAAUGACAGCUAUUUAUAGAAAAGAAAAAAAAAUGUAAAAUACAAUUUGCAAGCUAUUUUUAUACACUAUCAUUUAAGAUUAAAAUAUAUUUUUUUUUUAAUACGUUUGGGCUGACAAAUAACUUGAAUGAUGUAUGUACAGAUAGGCGUUUUUUUUUAAAUUUAUAAUGGAACGUAAAGUACUAUUGAUAAGAUAUCAUGCAUUCUUAAAUAACCAUAAAUUUAAAUUUUCUAACUUCUACUAAACAUCUGAUUCGAAUGUUAGAUUAUAAAGCUUGUCACUCAAACUUAUUUGUUUUAUUUGAAUUUUUAAUACUGUUUGAAAACAUCAAUUACUGAUGAAUUAAAUU
Messenger RNA from Microplitis demolitor, 3983 nucleotides. It is a transcript of the gene sima, whose product is annotated as hypoxia-inducible factor 1-alpha. The record is from RefSeq and is a predicted model, not a curated record. The coding region runs from base 440 to 3199 and encodes 919 amino acids. Lineage: Eukaryota; Metazoa; Arthropoda; Insecta; Hymenoptera; Braconidae. The transcript is spliced from 11 exons. Gene Ontology annotation, biological process: cellular response to hypoxia; regulation of transcription by RNA polymerase II. Gene Ontology annotation, cellular component: nucleus; transcription regulator complex; cytoplasm. Gene Ontology annotation, molecular function: RNA polymerase II transcription regulatory region sequence-specific DNA binding; protein dimerization activity; DNA-binding transcription factor activity, RNA polymerase II-specific.